AUGCGCAUUUCUGCUUGAGGGGCUAAUUUUCCAGCCCGAAGAAUUUGUAAGAGGGAGAGUAAAUUGUAGUACCAUUUGCUCCCAAAUGGUUGCACCAUGUCGAGGCGCAAGCAAGCCAAGCCGCAGCAUAUCAAUUCCGACGAGCCCGGUUCGUCCGAAAAUGGGAUUAUCCAAGACAGUCAAACUGGAGAGGAAGAGGCUGGGAAUGAGAUGAAGAGGGUCAGAAUGGACGAGACUAGAGUCUGCAACAAAUGCUGUGCUGAAUUUUUUGAUGAGGCAGAAUUUCAGGAACAUGAGAAAAAUUGCACUAAAAGUCAGCAGGUCGUCAUAUUGAAAGAUAGAGAUGACCACGAAGUGUCUGAGGAAUAUUCACAAGCUUCUCCUGAAGGCCCCACAAGUGAACAUGAUGACAGUCAAUCCAGUAAUCAUUCUCUAUCAAAUGUUAAUACAGAGCCUGUGGAAAGAUCAGAAGAGAGAAAAUUGGAUGGAGAGGAGUCAUGCCAACGAGAUCAGGCACAGAUUUCCACCAGCCCAGAGAUGACUUGCCAGCCCUCACCCAAGUUGCAAGAUUCAAAUGUCACACUUGAAUCCAUGACUGCCACUAAAGUAGCAGUAAAUCAGCAUUCUUCAAACUGUAGGUCUCCCCCCUCAUCUCAAGACGCCCUGCAAGCCAUCCCAGUGAUCUUGGAGCAAUUGGUGUAUCUCCAGCAACAGCAGCUUCAGCAGAUCCAGCUAACAGAACAGAUUAGAAUCCAGGUAGCCAUGAUGGCUCCCCAAGGUCUUCAGUCAGCUGUAGGGGCAGCAGUGGACCCCCUCAAAGCCCUGGGGGCCCAUCUCUCUCAACAACUCUCUGCUGCAGCAGCUCUGAUUGGAAAAAGGACUGGCAGUCAAAGCCUCACUAUGGAGACCAUGAAGCAAGGUAAAUUAUCUCAAACCACUGGUAUCCCUGUGCCUCUGGCUGGAGGACUGGGGACAAUGGCUGCUAAAACAGACAUUUUGAAGGGCAUUCCAGACCUGGCCAGCCGACUGCCAGCAUUACUGCCCCAGUCUCCAGGGGUCAUGGCUUUCCCCAGCAGUUUCACUGGUAUUCAAGCUGGGAUUGAUCCCUCUAAGAAAGGAAAGGGCAAGAUUCCCAGCCUGCCAUCAGAGUCAAAGAAUGGUGAUUCUUUAUAUAAGCACAAAUGUAAGUACUGUGUGAAGACAUUUGGGAAUGACAGUGCUCUCCAGAUUCACUUGAGAUCUCACACUGGGGAAAGGCCGUUCAAAUGCAACAUAUGUGGGAACCGAUUUACAACCAAAGGAAACCUUAAAGUGCAUUUCCAAAGGCAUAAAGAAAAAUACCCCAAUAUCAGGAUGAACCCUCACCCUGUGCCAGAACACCUUGAUAACAUUCCCACCAGCAGUGGCAUUCCCUAUGGCAUGUCCAUGCCUAUAGAAGACUCCAAUAUGGUUGACAUGAAACCUGUGCUGGGACAUCCAGCUGCUGGGUUCCAUCCUUCAUCCAUUCCAGGGUUCAAGACUACAUUUGAGGGUUUUGGAGGUGACCCAUUUUCCCAGAGACCUUCCUCAUCAACAAGUGAUGCAGCAUCAGUUUCCUCAAACAUGUUUGGCCACGAAAUAGGAUUGGAUCAGAGCCAGGAUUCCAAAGAAUUGAUGGGGGCACUACAUCAUAUGCAUAGUAAUUCCCUCUCAGCAGAACAAAGCUCUGGAACAGCCAAACUACAGCAGAUGGUGGAUGGUUUGGAGAAAAGGACCAAUGACCCCAAUGAGUGUGUCAUUUGCCACAGAGUGCUCAGCUGCCAGAGCUCCCUCAAGAUGCAUUACCGCACACACACAGGUGAGAGGCCUUACAAGUGCAAAAUCUGUGGCCGUGCUUUCUCCACCAAGGGAAACCUUAAAGCCCAUUAUGGAGUGCAUAGGGCCAACACUCCUCUCAAAAUGCAGCACUCCUGCCCCAUCUGCCAGAAGAAGUUCACCAAUGCGGUGGUUUUGCAGCAGCACAUCCGCAUGCACAUGGGUGGGCAGAUCCCCAACACUCCCGUGCCAGAAAACCAAUAUGAAGCUGCAGAAGCAAUGGACUCCUCUUUACCAGAUGAGAAGUUAAUGGCCACCAAUGGCUUUGAUGAAAGCAUUGAAGAUCAUGAGGCUGAGCUAGACCCUCAGGAGAAGCCAGAUAACAUUUCAGAUUGCCUUCAACCAUCUACCUCCGAUGAGCAGCAACAGCAUGCCCCCCCAUCCAUGUUUUCCAGCCUGGAUGUUUUGAAGAACCUCACCUCAGGUCUUACACUGAAACGGCAGAGUAGCACAGCUUCAGAAAGUGAAGGAACCCCCAAAGAAUCCCCCACUGUUCCAAGAGAGCAGGAAUAUCAGAAUGGCUGCAGUCCUGCCAUCUCUGAAUCAGCCAUGUCAUUUCACUCCUCUUCCCCUGUCAACACCCACAUGGGUAGUAGUCAGUCGAAAUCUCCAGAAUGUGCUAUUACGGAUGACUUUGCCCGCAGUGGGUCAAGACCAAAUUCUGACAGUGGCGGCCAAGAUGGUAAUGAGUCGAGUGGAGCACUUGACUUAACAGCCCCCAGCAGCUUCACCCCUAAAACAAUAAAAGAAGAACCUAGCCUGUCCUUUUGUAAUGGAGACUAUGCUCCCAGUCAUGUGCCUUUCAUGCGGAUGCCUCCAAGUCUGGCCAGUCUAGAGAUGAAGAUUCCUCCAGAGAAUCCCCUUGGUCCUCAUGGCUUGUUUAGCUCUCAGAUGCCUCAGGGAACUGGUAUGCCUUCAGCCAACUCCAGUUUGCCACGUCGAUCAGCCAAACAACAUCUAUGUAAUGUCUGUGGCAAGAACUUCUCUUCUGCCAGUGCUUUGCAGAUCCAUGAGCGCACUCAUACAGGGGAGAAGCCUUUUGCCUGCACCAUCUGUGGCAGAGCUUUCACCACCAAGGGAAAUCUCAAGGUGCAUGUUGGAACUCACAUGUGGAACAACUCAUCAAGACGUGGCCAGCGUCUGUCUUUGGAUAACCCCAUGGCCCUGAUGGCGAUGAGCUCUGAAGCCAAGAUGUUGCCAGAGAUGAUGCAGGCUCCCAAAGACCUGGGUGCUUCACCAAUGAAUUUUGAUCCUUCUCUAUGGAACCAGUAUGCUGCUGCCUUUAGCAGUGGCUUGACCAUGAAGACUAAUGAAAUUUCUGUCAUCCAGAGCGGUGGCAUUCCGCUCCCUGGAAGUCUUUCUGGUGGUCCUAUGGUCGGAUCCACUGGAGGCCUCAUGAAGAUUGAUGGCUCGCAGUCUGGCUUGCCUGCUACUAUGGCUGAAAUUGAGAAGAACAGCUCUGACACUGUCCCAAAAUCACAAUUUCCACAUUUCAUGGAAGAGGGUAAAAUUGCAGUAAAUUAG
Lampris incognitus (smalleye Pacific opah) is the source of this 3378-nucleotide messenger RNA. RefSeq names its product spalt-like transcription factor 4 (gene sall4). The record is from RefSeq and is a predicted model, not a curated record. NCBI's taxonomy places the organism in Eukaryota, Metazoa, Chordata, Actinopteri, Lampriformes, Lampridae. Gene Ontology annotation, cellular component: nucleus. Gene Ontology annotation, molecular function: DNA-binding transcription factor activity, RNA polymerase II-specific; RNA polymerase II cis-regulatory region sequence-specific DNA binding. Gene Ontology annotation, biological process: regulation of transcription by RNA polymerase II.